CUAGACACAGAGAGGAAAAAGGGAGAACCAAGCCUAAAACAAGAUACCCUCUUGUUGGAACUCAUCCAAGGGAGGGUAGACGUGUGGAUGUUACCUGUGUCCAAUGCCAGGGUUCUGUAUGCAGGAGGGGUUUAAAACAGAAAAGUUUUAUUGCUUCUGCCACCUUGUGCGGACGUCUUUACAAUGUGUCUUUCCUGGAAGAUAAUGUCUAAAUCUCUGAAGAAGAUCGUGGAGGAGAGUCGGGAAAAGAAUCUGCCCGAGGUGGAUAUGUGUGACAGGGGAAUAUCAAACCUGCUGGAUAUUCCUGGACUUUUUACCCUGUCCAACAUAACACAACUGGUCCUGAGCCACAACAAGCUUACUGGUGUGCCUCCCAACAUUGCGGACCUGAAAAAUCUGGAGGUGUUGAACAUGUUUAAUAACCAGAUUGAAGAGCUUCCAACUCAAAUUAGUAGUCUUCAGAAGCUUAAACAUCUAAACCUUGGGAUGAACAGGUUGAGCUCACUUCCAAGGGGGUUCGGUUCUCUACCUGCGCUGGAGGUUCUGGACCUCACGUACAACAACCUGAACGAGUCCUCACUGCCCGGCAACUUCUUUUACCUUACCACCCUGCGCGCGCUCUAUCUCAGCGACAACGAUUUUGAAACUUUGCCCCCAGACUUCGGCAAGCUGGCCAAGCUACAGAUAUUGAGUCUGAGGGAUAAUGACCUCAUCUCUCUGCCCAAAGAGAUCGGAGAUAUGGCCCAGCUAAAGGAACUUCAUAUUCAAGGAAACAGACUCACUGUACUACCUCCUGAACUUGGUAAUCUGGACCUGACAGGCCCAAAGCAGGUGUUUAAGGCCGAGAAUAACCCUUGGGUGACUCCUAUAGCGGACCAGUUCCAACUCGGUGUCUCCCAUGUGUUUGAAUACGUUCGCUCUGAGACGUACAAGUAUCUUUACGGUCGACACAUGCAGGCCAAUCCAGAGCCACCCAAAAAGAACGCGGACAAAUCCAAGAAGAUUAGCCGCAAGCCGCUGGCGGCCAAAAACAAGUGAAGACGACGACUGAUCCGCGCUGAACCUCACUGCAUGUGCCUUUCCCGUUUUAUAUAUUUAUUCAGAAAGUAUGUUUUAUAUUGCUUCAGUAUUAUGCUAAUCACGUAAACCUUUGUUGUUUUACUUCGAAAAUCAUUGCUUUUACAUUUCAAAACGAACAGGAAGUCACUCAACAAGUCAUGAUACAGAUGUUAAGUUGCCGUUAAUCAAGUUUCUGAGCGUGCAUCUUGUGCUCGGGUCUCUGUUGUCUCUCUCUCUCUAGUAAAGCAUCCAGCCAUCCGAAUGAGGAAAGCUGUGAAUUUUGGGAUGCAGUGACAAGGGUUGUGUAACCGUAGAGGGAUUUAGCUCGAGUUUCGGGGUCUUAGCCAAGUCUGAGCAGGAUUGUGUCAGGUCUCGGGGGGACACCGCUGAUUGCUUCCUCUGGCUCUUAAUGACAGAUAUGAAUGGCCAGGAGCAUAAUCUCAGAUGGUACACGCAGCAGAGACCAGACACAAACGUCCCGCUGGCCAUUUAAGAGAGGGUCAACAAGAUAUUUAAACAAACCACAGAGGGCGAACUCUGUAAUGGUGGGCCAAAACAUACCAGCCAUUGUUUCACAUGUCAUUGUUAACAUGACAGUGCAAGUUUUUACUUUAAACGAUACAGUAUUGUGGUCGAAAUUAUUUAGCAUUAACGGUUUUUUGUGUAUCAUGAUGCUUACUACGUAUAUUGUACACUAACACUUCUGCAAAGCUUGACUUUUUACUUUUUUUGUAUAUUUUAAAUGGUCACAAAAUGUUUCAUUGCAAUCACAUUCAAGCUGUAUUUUCGUAUUUUUAAUCAUGCGCAAGUGAAGCUAUGUACUGAAUUUUUAACACUGAAAUAAAGUCACAGUUUUGUUGGUCAAUUCAUUAUUUGUAACGUUUCUGAUGUCAGUUUAUAAACAAUUAUUUUGUAAAUAAUAGUUUUACAAACAAUAAAAAAAUGUGCUUUGCGUAAGACAAGUCUAAUUUUGUUUACGCAUCAACACAAAGACAUUCACACAAUAAUGGUUCGUAAAUGCUAAGCGAAAUAAAGCUUACAGGCGAUUACUCUAUGGCUUGGUUUCACAGACAAGGCUUAAGUAAACCCAAAACUAAGUCUUAGUUCAAUUAAGAUGUUUAAGCAUGUUUUAUAGAUGUUACUGGUGUGUACAGUAUCUUGAGACAAAUCAACGGCACUGGCAUAUCUUAAGUUUAUGUCAUUAAAAGUUAUUUGCAGUUGAGACAAAUCAAAUGUGUUUUAGUCUAGGACUAGCCUUAAGCUUUGUCUGUGAUACUGGGGGUAAGUGUUUCAGUUGUUUGCUUAAAUUGCUUAUUUAAUUUGUUUGCAAAUGUCAACCUUACCAUAAAAUAAAGUUUUUACCAAAAGUUGUUUUAACCAUAGCCUAGUGAUAUCUCAGAUGUCAAUAUUCAAUAUACAAGUGAGAUCUCUGUUUUUGUUUUCAAAUUAUUUUUAUGGUUAGGUGAUUGUCACAUCCAUUUUGUUGUUUCUUCCUUCAUAAAUGCAUGCACAAAAAUUUUAAUAAAAUAUUUGUUCUUUGAA
This is a messenger RNA of Misgurnus anguillicaudatus (oriental weatherfish), 2601 nucleotides long. The record is from RefSeq and is a predicted model, not a curated record. NCBI's taxonomy places the organism in Eukaryota, Metazoa, Chordata, Actinopteri, Cypriniformes, Cobitidae.